Molecule: messenger RNA, 3980 nt
Organism: Amphiprion ocellaris (clown anemonefish)
Lineage: Eukaryota; Metazoa; Chordata; Actinopteri; Pomacentridae
Gene: naa40
Product: N-alpha-acetyltransferase 40, NatD catalytic subunit
Exons: 8
Coding region: 360-1079 (239 amino acids)
Cellular component (GO): nucleus
Molecular function (GO): protein N-terminal-serine acetyltransferase activity; histone H2A acetyltransferase activity; histone H4 acetyltransferase activity
Source: RefSeq, a predicted model, not a curated record
GAAGAAGAAAAAGAAAAAGAAGAAGAAGAAGAAGAAGAAGAAGAAGAAGAAGAAGAAGAAGAAGAAGAAGAAGAAGAAGAAGCGCUCAGUUGAGUCUCCGUGUUGGCGCCAAUCCGACUGACAGAGAAAUAAAACCGAUCUCUCUUUCCGUUUAUCAAACUUGCCGCCGUUUCUCUCUCGUCCGUCGCUCGGCGCUGUAGCCCGCUAGCGUCGUUAGCACCCAUCUAUCAUUGUCAUAUUAAUCUGGCCCCUUCUCUCUGCCCGUAGUCACGAUAUAAUAACCGAGCAGCGGCGGCGGCGGCGCACCGGGACAAUAGAGGUGUGUUUCUCCGGGGAGAUCGAUACGACACGGCUGCAAAAUGGGGAGGAAGUCCAACAGAGCAAAAGAGAAGAAAGCCCGGCGUCUGGAGGAGAGGGCAGCUAUGGACGCCGUGUGUGCCAAAGUGGACGCAGCCAAUAAGCUUGACGACCCGCUGGCUGCCUUCCCAGCCUUCAAAAAGUACGACAGAAACGGGCUGAACCUGCAGAUAGAGUGCAAGAGAGUGACCUCCCUCAACCCGCUGUCUGUGGAGUGGGCCUUCGAACUCACCAGAGCCAACAUGCAGACGCUGUACGAGCAGAGCGAGUGGGGGUGGAAGGAGCGGGAAAAGAGGGAGGAGAUGAACGACGAGAGGGCCUGGUACCUGCUGGCCCGCGACUCCGACUCCGCCCCCGUGGCCUUCUCUCACUUCCGAUUCGACGUGGAGUGCGGCGAGGAGGUUUUAUAUUGCUACGAGGUGCAGCUAGAGAGCAGAGUGCGGAGGAAAGGACUCGGCAAGUUUCUCAUCCAGAUACUACAACUCAUCGCUAACAGUACACAGAUGAAGAAAGUGAUGUUGACAGUUUUCAAACACAACCACGGGGCUUACCAGUUCUUCAGAGAAGCUUUACAGUUUGAGAUAGACGAGACCUCACCCAGCAUGUCCGGUUGCUGCGGCGACGACUGCUCCUACGAGAUCCUCAGCAGGCGGACCAAACACGGCGAGGCCUCGGCGGGACACACCCACGGCGGCGGCCACUGUGGCGGCUGCUGCCACUGAUGGGGCUCCGGUUGCGACGACGACGAUCGGUUAAAAGCCAGCAACUUUUCAUGGCUGUGUGUGAAAGCUUGAGCUGCCUGCUGUUCCGCAAGAAUUCCAAACGGCCGUAGAGCGCCGCUAAAAAAAACACGACGGUGGAAUACGCAGGUGUCGAUGUCGCAUUAUGGAUUGAGGUUAGCGUGUUUGGGUUUCUGUUUUUUUGUGUAUUCCUGCUGCAAAAGCAGUAUGCAGUGUGAGCUUUCACACAUAGUUUUUUUUUUCUUCCUCUUUUCCAACUUCUUGGUUCACUAUCCAAGCCAUCUUUUCUCAUCUCUUCUCUUCUCCCUGUUAUGACUAUUAGUAACUCACAGUCAAGAAAAAGCAAAAGCGUUGCUGUCGUUCUCUACCACUGCAAUCAUCCUGCUCUCAUCUCCUAGCGUGCUGUACUGUAUUGAGUCAUCCUGCUUCUUAAACCGUAGUUAUGGACUGAACAGCGGUUGCUGGCCUCGGGCUGUAUUAUAGUAACUUACUACCUUGAAUCUCAAAUGUAAAAUGGGAUUUUUCUGUGUGAAUCUGACUCGCAAUAUCGAGAACGGAUGAGUUUUUAUAAUACUUCCUGUGGUUUCCAAGAUGACAUUAGCUGUAGUUUAGUCCCCUUUAAAACAGCAUGCUGCUGCGCUGUAACGUUUUCUGUUAGAACUCAAGUUAUAUGCACAUAUGGCUUGUAAGUUACGUAUGAACAAAAGCACUGCAGCUAACCGCUACUGCACUGUUUUGUACCACGACGACCCGAGAUACUACUGUUGAACGAUGACGGCACUCUUCUGUUCACGUAAAAUGAAUAGACAGCUCCCUUGCUUUUAGGUUUAAUAACUUAUAAAGUAUCCAAGGUUGCCUUUUUUUCUUUGUUCAGUCUAUUUUCUCCUAGUAAAAUAAGUUAAAAAAAAACUCAUCAGUUGCUGUAAAUCUGCAUCCAAAACAGAAAAUAAUCAUUCAGCUGCUUCAACCUCCCACCAGAUUUCCUUACCUGAGGUUCAUGUUGUAAACUUAAAACAUCACUGAAUGUUCAUUUCCUUCUUUUCAUCCAUCUAUUUUUUUUUUUUUGCUUUGAGAUACAAAUGAGAGAUUCACUUGCUGUAAAACUGCACCCACCUUUCCUGUUCUUUGUGCCUGAAGGCGCCAGAUGAUCAUAGCAGACCUUUUUUUUAAAAAAAAAAAAAUCUGCUCUCGUUUUCAGUCCCCUCCUGCUCGCCUCUUUGGUUUCCAAGAGGUACUGAUGAUUUAAAAAAAAAACAAAUCGAUGUGGAUGUUUAGCUGUGCUUAAAAACUACUAAAACCAUCCUCCAUCCCGUCUCCUUACGUUAGCAUGAGCAAAUCAUAUUGAUUUAACGUGGAGGAGAAGCCCGUUUAUAUUCCCGCUUAAAGCUGAUGAAUGCUCGGAGGAAGAGACAGAUGCAUGAAUGGAAGUAAAGGAAAAGCACUGGAGGAGGUUAGGUAUUCCUCCGUUUCUCCUUGGUUUGUUUUCCCGCUGCCAUUAGUUUACAUGACAAAGUUUAAAAAAUGUUCAGCAGGAACAAUAGUCUUAAUCAGGAUUGGACGCUUCAGCUGCACUGCUGAUCUCCAAUGAAUGACGGGAAGUCUGUAAAAAGGAGGAGAUGCAAGAAUUAGUCCAGAAUAUUCCUGUUUGAGGAGGAUUUUUAGAUGUCACAUCACUAUUUAAUCCACACAGGCUGCUGUAACCGCUUCAACCAUGUCUGUUUACAAAACCUUCGGAGCGUUUUUGGUUUCGAUUGCUAGUUAGAAACCACCGUAAAACCCUUCAGUUGGGGCCAGAGCAGUGGAAAGAUGCGGAGGUUUCUUUAUCUAAUGUGACCGCGAAGGGCUUUAAACUGGUACGUCUUUAUCAAGGUAGAGAUAAAGUAUGUGAAGCAGGAGGUUGAAAUGUGACGUAGUGAAGAGUUUUCUGACCUGAAAUAAUCUCACACAAAGGAACAAAAAGGUUUUUUUCUUCAUUGUGUAAAAUAACCCUUUGAGAUUCAUUCUGAGUCAGAUUCCGAACAACAAAAACGGUUCAUGUUGCUUGUUUUAGGACUAGACUUCCUCCUUAUUAGUGCCGUAAUUCAUUUUCUUUUCUACUGCAUAGGUUCCAGUUAAAAGAGGAUGUUGUACAUAGUGGUAGUAGAUCAAUCGACUGACAGUCUCUCUCUCUCAGGUUAAUCAAACGUAAUCAAACCUCAUCUGUUUUACUUAACAGCCAUGUCGACAGUUAGCUGGUGGCCGGAUUGGAUUUAACGCACAGCGCUGAUCUGGAGUCGGUUUUUGUUUACGUGCGUGAACUUUUGAGUAAUUUUACUUUUCAAACUACCACAAAAGUACCAAUUAAAUCGCUGUAAAAACUCCUAUUCCUUAAAAAUGUGACUUUGUAUGACAGUAAAUAUGCUACAAAUUUUGGACUGACCCCAGAUCUGUGCUCAGUCGUUACAUUCAAUCCCCCCCAAAAAAAAUUUAAAAAAGGCUCACUGGAGGUAAAAAUGAUUUUGUGAAAAAAACACGAGUUGGAAAACGAGCCUGAACUUACCCAGUUUCUUUUAAAGUCAGUGAGUACUUUUUUUCUUUUAGAAAUGGUUCCGUACCCUCACAAAGUUACAGAUACUUCUCUCGGUCUUUUCUCUAUGUGUAUAUAUAUAAAUAUAUAUAAGCUGUUGUGAAUCCAUCUUCAUUUCUUGGCCUUUUACAGGUGAAACACUUUUUUAAACAUGAUGUUGAAUAAAAAAAAAAAUAACAAAAAAAACCCCUUACAUGUUUGAGAGUGGGUGUUAAAGUCCUGUCCAUUAUGACAAUGAAAGGGAAAACUAAGUCAUUCUGCCUUGUCAGUGUUUUAUUUGUAUGUUACAAAUAAAGGAAAGUUGUUUGACUUUUCAA